Eruca vesicaria subsp. sativa (arugula) is the source of this 1480-nucleotide messenger RNA. NCBI's taxonomy places the organism in Eukaryota, Viridiplantae, Streptophyta, Magnoliopsida, Brassicales, Brassicaceae. The record is from the annotation of a GenBank genome assembly.
AAAUACUUUAUGUGAUGCAAAGUCAUGGUAUUAUUUUUCACGUUUGUUGUUGCAAUCUUCCUACCCAUAUAGAGGUCCUGAGAAAUUUUCAUUUAACAUUUCAUAGAAAAAAAGAACUUGAUGGGUUUCCUCACCGAAUCCUCGGAUCAAAUUACACAAGAAGGAGAAGAAGCUAAUGUUGGAACUGAGAAUCAACCAAGAGCAACAUCAAAUUCAAUAACUCUUGAUCGGCAACAAACUAUCAAGACACGUAACUGGUGGAUCUGGAUCUUUGUCUGUUCGGGUUUGGUCGUAACAGGACGAAUUUUCUCCAUACUUCUUAUCAACUUCUACUUUGUCCAAACAGGACGAGAUGUUUGUGACGACCCAAAACAAUUUAAAGGCACAUGGCUUCAGUCUAUGAUCCAAAACGCUGCGUUUCCAUUGACAGCCUUCUUUGUCCUCUUAUGGCGUUCUUUAUCUUCUAACCAUAGAGAAACUCUCUCUUCGUCUUCUUUUUGCAAACACUUUCUUCUUUACAUCUCUCUCGGCAUCCUCUUUGCUGCUUAUAGCCAACUUUAUGCAAUUGGAAGAACACAUUGCAUAUUCUUCUUUUGGAUCUUUACAACACAAUUGAUCUUCACUUCCAUGUUUACAGCAAUUAUCAACAAACACAAAUUCAACCGUUGGAUCAUAUUAUCCAUCAUAAUUUCUGGAGUAGCCACAGGUAUUACAUCGUCAGAUGAUGCCUAUAUUCCCUGUGAAGGUGAAGGCUACAAAAUGAGUUACGGUGCGUGGUGUGGCUUCUUUGGCACGGUUGCCUUCUCUUUAUCUCUAUGUAUCAUGCAAUUAGGAUUUGAAAAGGUCAUACCGAAGACAGGGAGUAGAGUUUCGGCGGUGAUGUUGAUGCAAACCUACCCUUCUAUGAUUGCAACGGUUAUAUGUUUGGUUGGACUAUUCGUAAGCGGUGAAUUCAGAGACAUCAAAGAAGAUUAUGAGACGUUUAAGCAAGGGAAACCACUUUACGUUUUAUCUCUAAUUGGGUUAUCACUUGCGUGGCAAGUGAUGUCUAUAGGGCUUGUGGGGCUUGUGUGUUUGGCCUCUACUCUUUUCUCUAAUGUUGUCAGUUUCUGCGCAACGCCUUUAGCGAACAUUCUCGUUGUGGUGGCGUUUCGGUUUAUGGAUGAUGAUAUUGAAUGGUUUAAGGGUGGAGCUUUGUUAGCUGGGAUACUUGGCUUUGCAUCUUAUGUAUAUUCCUUGUACAAGUCUGUUAAGAAAAGAGCAAGCCAAAGUGAAACGCUGAGAGUAUGAUCUACGAGUGCUAUAUAUGUAUUAUGAUGCUAUUUAGUUCUCUAAGUAACCCCAUUAUAUUUUUUCCUUUGCCAGUGUUUUGCUAUAUUUGAUUUAAAGUGUUGAUUUUACACGUUUUCGACUUGGACAUCCCACUCAUUCAUCACUGUUAACCCUUACAAUCACAAAACGUUUAGUUUUUUUUUUUUCU